This is a messenger RNA of Pseudozyma flocculosa PF-1, 396 nucleotides long. RefSeq lists its product as uncharacterized. The transcript has 2 exons. The record is from RefSeq and is a predicted model, not a curated record. NCBI's taxonomy places the organism in Eukaryota, Fungi, Basidiomycota, Ustilaginomycetes, Ustilaginales, Ustilaginaceae. The coding region runs from base 1 to 396 and encodes 131 amino acids.
AUGGCGGCACAACCGUCCUCGUCGCCGUCCGCGAGUCCACCCCUUCUCCCUCCGGACGUCCCAGCGAAUCCGUUCGCCGACGACGACGGAGACGACCACGGUCCGCUCUACGCCUCGCAGCAGGAGCAAAUCACGCGACAGGAUGAGCACCUCGACAACCUCACCGCGUCCAUAGCACGGCAGCAGCAGCUCUCGCUGCAGAUGGGCGACGAGCUCGAUCUCCACCACGAUCUCUUGAACGAAUUCGAUCAGGACGCAGAGCGGACGGGCCUCAGGCUCGGCGGGGCGAGCGAUCGGUUAGAGACGUUGCGGAGAAGCGUCAAGGAGAACGGCUCGACGUACCUCAUCUUUGGGCUGAUCAUCGUCCUCGUCCUCCUCAUCGCCGUCUUCAAGUAG